Pleuronectes platessa (European plaice) is the source of this 1248-nucleotide messenger RNA. RefSeq names its product methyltransferase 1, tRNA methylguanosine (gene mettl1). The transcript is spliced from 6 exons. NCBI's taxonomy places the organism in Eukaryota, Metazoa, Chordata, Actinopteri, Pleuronectiformes, Pleuronectidae. The record is from RefSeq and is a predicted model, not a curated record. The coding region runs from base 161 to 886 and encodes 241 amino acids. Gene Ontology annotation, molecular function: tRNA (guanine(46)-N7)-methyltransferase activity. Gene Ontology annotation, cellular component: tRNA methyltransferase complex. Gene Ontology annotation, biological process: tRNA methylation; RNA (guanine-N7)-methylation.
ACAAGACGCUAACUGAUGACGACAUCACUCCGCGACCUCUUCACAUGCAGGAAAGUAAACUAGUAACAAACCGUGUGGAAACACGUUCCCGUGGUUGUCUCACAUUUAGGUGACUGGGUGAAGAUUGUCGUGAGGGGAGUUUGAAUCGUGUGACUCCACCAUGAGUUCGUCAAUGCCUCAGAAGAGGUUCUACAGACAGCGAGCCCAUUCUAACCCCAUGGCUCAUCACUCGUUUGACUAUCCUGUGUGUCCAGAGGAAAUGGACUGGUCCACGCUGUACCCACACGUCCUCACUGGAGACCAGCCUGAGAAAGAGACCCCCCGAGUGGAGUUUGCAGACAUUGGAUGUGGAUAUGGAGGUCUACUAGUGGAGUUAUCUCCACUUUUCCCAGAGAAUCUCAUCCUGGGCCUGGAGAUCCGUGUCAAAGUUUCGGAUUAUGUUCAGGAUCGUAUCAAAUCACUACGUGCCGCUGAACCAGGAAGCUACCAGAACAUCGCCUGCCUUCGCAGCAACGCAAUGAAGUAUCUGCCCAACUUCUUUACUAAAGGACAGCUCAGUAAGAUGUUCUUCCUCUUCCCUGACCCUCACUUUAAGAAGACCAAGCACAAGUGGAGGAUCAUCAGUCCCACGUUGUUGGCAGAGUACGCCUACACACUGAGAGUCGGGGGUUUGGUGUACACAAACACUGAUGUGGAGGAAGUUCACCUCUGGAUGGUGAAGCACUUCACGGAACAUCCACUGUUUACACGCAUGUCUGAUGAAGAGCUGGUCGGGGACGUCAUCACCAGCCGUUUGGGUACUUGCACAGAAGAAGGAAAGAAAGUGCUGAGAAACGGAGGGAAAAAUUUCCUGGCGGUUUUCCGGAGGAUUGAGAAUUUUGACUAAGACCAAACACUUUGGAUGUGCAGGAAACUGGAGUAAUGGUCUUACACAGUCAUUCAGACCUGAUCUGCUCGCUCUGUUGAAAUGGAGCUGGGUGGGGGGGUUCCCAAGCAGACAAACACUUUUUUUUCCCUUUCUUUUUUUGAUGAACUUUUGCUUCAUUUCCUGACAGAGGAUUUUUUUGUCACGUAAUUUAUGUCCUCCAUUCACAUUCACACAGGAUCUGUAUUCAGAAAAGACCUGUGAGCUCUUGUCAGAAGCUUUUAACUGUUGCCCCUUUUUUUUCCAAGAAUAUUAAUUCUUUCAUAUCUUUUGCUUAUUGAGUCAUUGCCUGGAUUAAAGAUAAACCAGUUUUCUGCUGCUCA